UGUCGUUGUUGCUCUGGGAGAGGGGACUCCUGGAAUGUGUCUCUGAAUAAAGACUAGCCGAAGGUGCGAAGUGACUAGACGGGAGCAAAGGAGGAAAACUAGGGAAUGGGAGGUGAGAGUGGCUGACACCGACCCAACGUCCGGGUUGCCGGAAGGCUGCAGCGCCCGGAGCGGUGUCGGGCAAACCGCUACCCUGGUAUUGCUGGAGCCUCUCCUGGGGACUUUUGAACAGGUGACCCGGUAGGAAGCACAACUGCUUCUGUUGGAGUGCGGUUACCUGGAGACCGCAGUCUGAAGGGACUCCUGGCAGAGAUGUCGUUACGGUGUCCUGCCUGUCUGGAUGCUUAGGAGCGCGACUCAAAAUUACACCCCUGACGACCCUGGAGAAAGAUACUGUACUCUGAAACAUUAAAUCUUGCUGAUCCGUGCUGGUCAUGUUUUCCUGAUUGCUCCAGAGUAGCAAGUAACCUCAUAUACUGUGGCCUCAUGAAUAGGAAUGUCUGCCCAUAUGUCAGGAUUGGAAAUAAUGGAUGAAGAUCAAUUAAUCAAAGAAGUCUUGGAUAAAUUCCUUAAUUGUCAUGAGCAAACAUAUGAUGAAGAAUUUCUGAACACUUUUACUCAUCUUUCACAAGAGGAUCAUGUGUCCAAAAGGGAAGUGUUUGGAACUGAUUCUUCAGAAAACAUUUUUACCUCAGCAAAAGUUACUCAUAAAAAUGAAGCAAAUGACUACCAUCUUAGAAAUAAAACCAUCUUUCUUCGUACUUCAUCACAAUGUUUGGAAGAACAGGUAGAUAAUUUCCUAGAUUUAGAAGAUUUGGACAUGGAUGAAGAGAUUAAACCCCAAAUGAGUGAGGAUUUGCUGCUGCUUCCAGGAGAGGUGGAGCAGGAUGUAAGCACCAGCAUUCCUUCCUGUAUCCCUUUUGUGGCCCAGCCUCCUACCUGUGAAGUGAAGCCAAAGCCCACUGUAAAAAGAAUGGACAAACAGACGGAAGAGAUACUUGGAGAUGAAGUUCAGCCCUUUUCACUUGAUGAAGAAUUUGAUUAUGACAAUGUGACGCUAACCUCCAAGUUUAGUCCUGCAGAGAUAGAGACCAUCAAAGAGCUAUGCAAGCAGAAGAGAAAGGACACCAGCCCAGACUUAGAGGAAUCCUGUGACUGAUUCACAGAGGCAUUCUGUGUGUGUGUGCUUAUUUUAAUCUUGUUCUUAUUCAAGCAAUAUUAGAAUAAAAGAUAAACCUACUAUAA
Molecule: messenger RNA, 1245 nt
Organism: Pongo pygmaeus (Bornean orangutan)
Lineage: Eukaryota; Metazoa; Chordata; Mammalia; Primates; Hominidae
Gene: IFTAP
Product: intraflagellar transport associated protein
Exons: 7
Coding region: 497-1159 (220 amino acids)
Biological process (GO): spermatogenesis; acrosome reaction
Cellular component (GO): 9+0 non-motile cilium; cytosol
Molecular function (GO): intraciliary transport particle A binding
Source: RefSeq, a predicted model, not a curated record